CUACCACAAGCUCGAUUGGUUUCUUCCAAACUAAGAUGGCUGCCCCCAGGAGAAAAUUUGACGGAGACGGAAAGUUUGAUGUACCAGAGCCUAAAAAGAAGAAAACUUUGCACGAAAAGGAUCAAGAGAAGCGUCUCAUCGUCGUACUUGACAAGGCUUCUUUAGAAACAGUCAAGAAUGGGAAGAACUACGAGCUUCUGAACUGUGACAAACACAAGGGUCUGAUGAGGAAACACAACAAGGACCCGGCUCAGUGUCGACCAGACAUCGCUCAUCAGUGUCUGCUGAUGUUGUUUGACAGUCCCUUGAACAGAGCUGGUCUGCUACAAGUCUAUGUCCACACAGAGAACAAUGUACUCAUAGAAAUCCACCCACAAACAAGAAUCCCAAGAACUUUUGAAAGAUUUGCUGGACUGAUGGUUCAGCUGCUGCAUAAGUUCAGUAUCAGAGCUUCAGAUGGGCCUCACAAGUUGUUGAAGGUUAUCAAGAACCCAGUGACAGACCACUUACCGACGGGCUGUACCAAGAUUGGCAUGUCGUUCCACGCGGAUUCCGUGGUGAACCCACGCGAGCUCGUUCCUGCUGACAAACCCAUCGUCCUUGUGAUCGGAGCCAUGGCCCACGGCUCGGUGGACCCAGACUACAUAGAGAAGUCAGUGUCCAUCAGUAACUAUCCCCUGUCAGGAGCCCUCACAUGUGCCAAGGUCUGCACUGCCUUUGAAGAGGUCUGGGGCGUGGUGUAACUGUGAUGUACAGCU
Molecule: messenger RNA, 758 nt
Organism: Branchiostoma belcheri (Belcher's lancelet)
Lineage: Eukaryota; Metazoa; Chordata; Leptocardii; Amphioxiformes; Branchiostomatidae
Product: ribosomal RNA small subunit methyltransferase NEP1-like
Exons: 6
Coding region: 36-743 (235 amino acids)
Biological process (GO): rRNA base methylation
Cellular component (GO): nucleolus; small-subunit processome
Molecular function (GO): rRNA binding; rRNA (pseudouridine) methyltransferase activity
Source: RefSeq, a predicted model, not a curated record